AUGCCGCUCUGUCUCACCUUCAUCGACUUAAAGAAGGCCUUCGACUCAGUUGAGACGGAAGCGGUCGUAGAAGCCUUGAACAACCAAGGCGUCCCUACUCAGUACAUAAAGGUACUUCGAGAGUUGUACAGUAACUUCACGACCGGAUUUUCGCCAUUCUACAAGAACAUCAUCAUUGACGUGAAGAGGGGGGUCCGACAGGGUGAUACAAUCUCACCCAAAAUAUUCACAGCCACCCUCGAGAACGCAAUGCGAAAUUUGGAAUGGGACGACAUGGGAGUGAAGGCUGAUGGUCGACAGCUACACCAUUUGCGCUUUGCUGAUGAAAUCGUUCUGAUAACACCUAACAUCAGCCAAGCGGAACGAAUGCUGACCGAAUUCGACGAAACAUGUGGAUGCAUCGGUCUUCAGCUGAAUCUGCAAAAGACUAUGUUCAUGCGGAACGGAUGGAUCUCGGAUGCCCCAUUCACGCUCAACGGAACGAACAUAUCCGAAUGCACCAGCUAUGUUUAUCUGAGUCGGGAAUUGAACAUGAUGAACGACCUGACCCCCGAGCUGGGCAAGAGGAGAAGAGCGGCUUGGGGAGCGUACAGGAACAUCGAGGAUGUAGUGAAGAAGACCAGGAACAUCCGGCUCCGUGCUCACCUCUUCAACACCACCGUACUUCCUGCUUUGACCUAUGCUUCGGAAACCUGGGCAUUUCGCAAGCAGGAAGAAAACGCGGUGAGCGUCGUUGAACGCGCGAUUGAAAGUGAUGCUAGGAGUAUCCCGUUUCACGCAAAUGAGGGACGGGAUUCGAAGUUCUCUCCUACGUCAGUGAUCGAAGAUAGAGACACCGCCGCGUUUGCCAAGGAAAGUAAAAUAAGGUGA
Messenger RNA from Necator americanus (New World hookworm), 870 nucleotides. RefSeq lists its product as uncharacterized. Lineage: Eukaryota; Metazoa; Nematoda; Chromadorea; Rhabditida; Ancylostomatidae. The record is from RefSeq and is a predicted model, not a curated record. The transcript has a single exon. The coding region runs from base 1 to 870 and encodes 289 amino acids.